AUGUCCACUUUGAAAGAAAGAAAAGAAAAUUUUGUCACCGGUUUACAUGGUAGUUCAAUCCAAGAAGUCAAUUUAGUGUCCUCUGUGACAGUCUUCAGUUAUAUAUGUAUAAAAAUUUUGAACAAAGUGUCUCCUGAUAAUCAUAUUAAUCCAUUUGUGGAUUUUUCACUUAAUUGGGUUUGUUUGCUGUUUUCGAUGACUCUAUACUCUAGUAAUAUUAGUUUGUUGAUUACGUUCAUGAUUGUUCCUUGUCUUAUUGUCUGUAUUUUCGGUAAAGCAUACUAUACUUCUACCAAAAAUAGAGUUAACAAACUACCUUCAAAAAAUAUCUCUAAACUCAAUCAAACAACUUUCAGUUUAGUCAAAAAAUCAUAUAUCACAACUUAUAGAUCACACAUGUUGAUUUUGACAUGUCUUGCUAUUUUAGCAGUCGAUUUCCCAAUCUUCCCACGUAGAUUUGCUAAAGUGGAAACAUGGGGCACUUCAUUAAUGGACUUGGGGGUAGGUUCCUUUGUUUUCAGUAACGGGUUGGUCUAUGCUCGUUCCUCUUUGAAAUCAACCAGAAGAAUCUCAUUCCACAAACGUGUAUUUAAUGCACUUAAAUCAUGCCACACUUUAUUGUUUUUAGGCCUUUUAAGAUUAUAUUUCGUUAAAAACUUAGAGUAUCAAGAACAUGUGACAGAAUACGGUGUCCAUUGGAAUUUUUUCAUGACUCUUUCUCUAUUGCCCUUAGUAUUAGUUAUCAUAGACCCAAUUGCUGACUAUAUCCCAAGAUUUUUAAUAGCCUUGGUGAUAUCUGGGAUCUACGAAUGGUUCUUAGUUAAGGAUAAUAUCUUUAUAAACUAUUUGAUUCUAUCUUCUAGAGAAAACAUCAUUGACGCUAACAGAGAAGGUCUUGUGUCCUUUAUUGGCUAUUGCUCAAUUUUUCUUUGGGGUCAAAGCACAGGAUGCUAUUUAUUGGGUAAUAUCCCUACCAAGAAUAAUCUUUAUAAAGCAUCCAUUGUUCCACUAAAUACAAAGGAGACCCGUUCAAUCAGUAGAUGGGAUAGAAUGACCACAGUAAAGCCAUUAAAGGGUUUGAUUUUUUGGUUCUGUAUUACCGCUCUGAUGACAAAAUUCAUUCUUCUAGUGCAUCCACAAGAUAUAUCUAGAAGAUUCGCUAAUUUGCCUUACACCUUGUGGAUUGUAAGUUUCAACACUGGAUAUUUGGCCAUCUAUUGUGCCAUUGAUAAAAUAUUUAACAAUUCAACAGAUAUGAGUCAACCAACAUCGUUAUGUAUAGAAGCUAUGAAUACUAACGGCCUUAUCUUAUUUCUUUUGGCUAACGUUACCACAGGUCUCAUUAACAUGUCUGUUUCCACAUUAGAUAUGUCUGACUUGUUAGCAAUCUCUACUUUGAUCACGUAUGCAGCAUUCAUUGCAUUUGUGGCAGUGUUGCUAUAUAUUAAAAAGAUAUUUAUUCGGCUAUAA
Molecule: messenger RNA, 1470 nt
Organism: Arxiozyma heterogenica
Lineage: Eukaryota; Fungi; Ascomycota; Saccharomycetes; Saccharomycetales; Saccharomycetaceae
Gene: GWT1
Product: glucosaminyl-phosphotidylinositol O-acyltransferase
Exons: 1
Coding region: 1-1470 (489 amino acids)
Biological process (GO): protein localization to plasma membrane; GPI anchor biosynthetic process
Cellular component (GO): membrane; endoplasmic reticulum
Molecular function (GO): glucosaminyl-phosphatidylinositol O-acyltransferase activity
Source: RefSeq, a predicted model, not a curated record